Gilbertella persicaria is the source of this 18451-nucleotide messenger RNA. RefSeq lists its product as uncharacterized. The coding region runs from base 375 to 18407 and encodes 6010 amino acids. The record is from RefSeq and is a predicted model, not a curated record. The transcript is spliced from 12 exons. NCBI's taxonomy places the organism in Eukaryota, Fungi, Mucoromycota, Mucoromycetes, Mucorales, Choanephoraceae.
CUAUUAUCGGCCCUUGUUUCGAUUUGGAAAGUGCUGUAGCAAAUCCAGUAUUAGAAAGAAACAAGUUUCGAAACAAAGCUUAUUUGUGAUACGACUGUGGCACAAUUUGCCUUUUUGUCUCUGGUAUAUUUGUUUACUUCGCCUUCUAUUGCAUAAAUAAAGUACGCCCAAUUCAAUCUCCAAAAAACAUAAACUAAAAUCGCGUCUCGAGUUUCUUUUUCUCUUUCUUUCCUCUUCAUAACUUCAAGUCGAGUAUACUUCUUUUUGUAAAUCUUGUAUAUUUUCCUUUGUACCAAAAAAAAAAAACUUGUAAUAGUAAAUCACUCUCAAAAAAAAAAGCAAUUUGUUUUUAGUAUAUACUUGAUUUGAAAAAAAUGGCAUCUUUCCCUAAGGGUUGGUUUUUUAUAAAAAAUCUCAAUAGCGGUUAUGUUCUUUCUACCGAGAAGUCUGCCGUUGGUGAGCCAGUCGUAAUGACAAGCAUUAAAAGCAAGGACUUUGAUAAUCAACUUUGGCAACAUGGAGAGGAUGGUCGUCUUCACAAUAAAAAGACCGGAUUUGUUCUCGAUGUUUCCAAAGGUGCUGCUAAAGUGGGUGCUGAAAUUGUCCAGCAACAUGAUUCUGAUAGUGCCAACUGUCAAACUUUUGGCGUCUCUUCUGAUGGUCACAUCUUUCUCACUAAGGACUCAAGCUUGGUUCUCGGAAUCAAGGAAUCUUUCUUUACUCGUCGUGAUGGACAACAUGUUCAUCUUCAAAAGUUGGACAAGAAUGUCAAGGAAAAGAAGGAACAGCGUUGGGAGUUUAUGUUGCCUUCUCAAAAGCGUACUUCUAUCCUAAGCGGUCCUAUGGAUAGCUUGAAGCGUACAAUCAGCGGUGCUUCUCUUGGUAGCUUUAGUUCUGCAUCACUUCAUAUUCAUCAUGAUGAUGAAGAUAGCUGCCUUGAUGAUUCAAAGCAAAUGACUUCCUUCCCUGAUUCUGAAUUCUUUAUCAAAUCUGAAUCUACUGGUUUCUUUAUUGGUGUUGAAAAUGCAUCUUCUAAUAGCUCCGGUGCCCGGCUCUGUCUCGAGCCUUUACGUAAGAGUGAUUACGAGACUCAACUUUGGCAUUACGAUGUGAUCACGGGUCGUUUGAUCAACAAAAACUCCGGAUUUGCAUUGACAGCCGAAGAGCUCUCUGAUGAAGCCAGUGUCGUUCAAUCCUCUAGUGUCACUGAAAAGGAUCUUAACCUUCAAUCUUGGACAUUGACUACCUCUGGUGAAAUCAAGUUGAAGAGUGAUCAUCACUAUGUCCUUGGCUUUAAGAAGGAUAACUGGUUUGGCUUAAACCGCGAAAGCGCUGCUCUCUUAUUGCAAAAACAAACUGAUCACAAGACUCACUCUUACCAACGUUUUGUUGUUGUCUUACCCGUUUUCAAAAAAAAGACUACCGAAAUUACUACUGUUACUGAACAGGUGGGCGUAUUCCCUGAAGGUUACUUCUUUAUCAAGAACCAAAAGCAUGGUCUUGUUAUUACUGUUCUCGAAACUGACAAAUUGGCUGCUCAAGCUGUUGCUACUAAAUUGGACUCCCAAAACUAUAAUCGUCAACUCUGGAAGCACAAUGAUGGAUUCCUUAUUAACAAAGCAUCUAAUUUGGUCUUGGAUGUUCGAGGAGGAUGUAUCACUAGUGGCUCUGAGAUUUGUCAAUACAAACAAAAGAAAGAUGGUUUUGAAAACCAACAAUGGGGUCUCUCUGUUGAAGGCUACAUUCAUAACAAGAACCAUAAAGACGUAGUCUUGGCUGUUUCUAGCACCAACAAGAAGGACCACCUUCCUGUUCUUUUAGCCAACAAAAAAACACCUGAUCACUCCGAGCAACGAUGGAAUUUUGUCCUUCCUGUUUUCAAACAAGUCUCCACUUCCGUUGCCGAAACUUCCGUUCAAAAGAAGGUUUAUUACCAUCACUAUGCUCAAUACCCAAGUGGUUGGUUCUUUAUUCGUUCCUUUGUUGGUACUUCUCCAGAAUCUCCCUUUGUCCUUACUGCUGAUAGUGUUACUGAAGACAUUCACUUGUCUCAGAUUAGUAAAGACAAUUGGCGCAAUCAACUUUGGAUGUAUUGGAACGGUGUUUUAAUCAAUUUUGCUACUCAAUUGGCAAUUGACGUCGAGAAUGAUAACCUUGUUGCUGGAUCCAGUAUUCGCCAGGAAUUGCGUAAGGCUGGCGAUAUUGGCCAAAGAUGGAGACUCACGGUGGAUGGUUACAUCAUCCAUGGCUCAAAUCCUUCACUCACCCUGAUUCCUCAAGAAGUGGAAACUAACGCUUACAAGCUUGUUCUUGCAGAACAUCUUUCUGUCCAACAAGAACAUCGCUGGAGUCUUUUGUCGCCUGAGAUCAAGAUUGAAAACAACACCCAAGUACUUGUUCGCUGGACUGCCAGUGUCUUAUCCGAAUGGAAGCAAUUCAAUGAACAAGCAGUUCAAAAGGUUGUCCAUCGUAUUGCUAACUGGCCUGAAGAUACAUUCUUUAUCACCGCCCAAGGCGGAUUGGCUUUAGUGCCUGAAAAGUCCGAAGCAUUCUCAUACUUGGUUGUCAAGAAGCUUGAGUUUGGUGAAAGUAGUGAACACUUCAAAUGGACUUUCCGCAAUGGUUAUCUUGUGCAUGUUGCAACUGGACUUGUAUUGCAUGCUUCAGAUGAUCUUGUGAGUGGAAGUCAGCUUCAAAUUCGUGAAGAACUUGUUUCUGAAAACAAGACAGUUGAUCAACGUCAAAGCUGGGCUGUCAAGACUGAUGGUUCUAUUGUAUCAGAAUCCAAGAACACCUUAGGUUUUGCCCUAUUGGAACAAGACAACCAAUACCAAGUUCAACUUGCUUAUGCUAGUAACACAAGUGAGCAUUAUGCUUGGGGCUUUGUUCGUGGUCAUUAUGAAACCCGCUAUAGUAAUAUUUACAAGAAGGAAGUUCGCUUUAUUUCUCGUACUGAACGUAUCCUCUUGACUUUGCGUACUCAUAAAACUUCCUCAAGUAGCAACACCAAAUUGGUUUCUCAUUCUUACGGUGUCUUCCCUGAGAACUGGUUCUACAUUCGUUCUAAGGCUGAUAAGUCACUUGUUCUCACCGCUCCUAGUCGUAAAGAAGGUGCUAAGCUUACCAUUGAAAAGAUUGAUUACAAGAUCUUCCGUCGCCAAUUGUGGCAUGUUCAAGAUGAUGGUUGUCUUGUCAACCUUGAGUCUGAACUUGUGAUCGACAUUGCCGGUGGUGCUUUCAAUGCUGGUAGUAAUAUCAUCCAAUGGCACGAAAAGUACCUCAAGAGACACCGCAAGAACCAAAUUUGGGCCUUGUCUGUUGACGGUCAUAUUCAUCCCAAGUCCCGUCCUAGUCUUGUUCUUGGCGCUAAAGGAAACAAUGUUACUGAAGGAACUGAAAUUCAAUUGCAUACCCGUGGAUCCUUGGAUCUUGAAUACCAAUUAUGGACAUUUGCUAUUCCCGUCUUUGGCAGAAGCAUAUCAGGCGUUAAAGGUGUUUCAGCUGCUGGUGUUUUGGAUCAUAAUGAUAGCGACGUCUUUGUUGAAAACAUUGACGAAGCUUCCUUCCGCACAUCUACUUCUGAACGUUAUGAAAAGAUCAACAAGGUAACUGUGAUUCGUCGUUGGGGUCUCUUCCCUCAAGGUGGAUUCUUUAUUCGUUCAAGUUAUAGUGAUGAACACCUUGCUUUGACUGUUGAAAAGAAGCCUCGCGUUGGAGAAAAUGGUUCCACAGAAUACGAAGUUACUCUUAGACCUAUCAAUUUCAAGGAAUACAAGUGGCAUUUCUGGACUUACGAAGAUGGUCACCUUAUCAAUGCUCAAACUGGACUCGCUUUGGACGCUACCACUAUCAAGGGCGUUCUUAUCGAAGAUGGUCUCCGUACUCCUUUGUUUGUUCGUGAAAAGUCCAUGUCCGAAUUCCAAUUCUGGUCUCUUACUGUUAAUGGAGAAAUCUAUUUGCGUUCUGAUGAGCGUCUUGUCAUUGGCGUUUCUAACUCCAAACGCACUCAAGUUGCUGGUGCUCAAGUUGGUCUUCGUGAAUUGCAUGUUCGCAAGUUUGUUAACGAAAAGGGUCAACAAGAAACUGCUCUCAAGUCUGAAAAGUGGUUGCGUUGGGUGUUCUCCAGACCAGUUUACCGUACUGUAAAGACUACAUCAAAUACUACAUCUGUCACAGAAGAGUCGUCUAGUGUUUCCAGUGAAAUCAUUGAAGGCUUUGAUGAUCAAGAGUUGACUGUAAAGGAGGAUGAAGAAUCUGGCGACAAUGCUUCUAUUGAUGAAAGCGAUGAUGAAGACGAUGAUUCUAGUGAUGACGAGGAUGAUGAUUCUGAUCUCACUAAGCUCAACCUUGUUGGCAACCUGGGCAUUGCUACCGCUGGUGCUGGUAUCUUGGCUGAUGCCACUGGUGCUGCAGGCAAAAUCACUGAUGCUAUUACUUCUGCACCUCAAGCCAUUUCCAAUAUAUUUGGCAAGAAGAAGAGUGACACUAAGAAACAAGAAGGCAUUCAAUCUACUGCCAAGAAGACAUCCUACCAUUCUCUCAAAUUUGAUCGUAAGGAAUCAUAUCACGCUGCUUUUGAUUAUGUUCCUACCGGAUUUGAAAAAGUGGUUCGUUACAAGUCCUAUAAUCAACCCAACUUUCCAUUCUCUGGUUAUUUCUUGAUCAAGAGCUCUCUCCAUGGCAUGGUCCUUGAUGUUGUUGAUGGCGACACCAGAGAUGGUGCUUAUGUUGUUCUUGCUCCCAUGAAGUCAACCAAUUUUGCUAGUCAAUUAUGGUCUUACAAGGAUGGACGUGUAGUGAACCUCAAGGGACAUAAUCUUGUAUUAGAUGCCACCAUGACUGACACCAUUGUUGCCGGUGAAAGACUUGUCAUCUCUACUCGUAUCACUGGUGAAAACGUUGCCGAUCAACAAUGGGAACUUCGUACUGAUGGCUUAAUCUCUUUAAAGUCUAAGCCAAAUCUUGUAUUGGGUGUCAAAGAUCUCAAGCGCAUUAGUGAUCAAAAGACUACUAUUAGCGUCUAUCUCCAAGAAGAAAAGGCUCGUUUAGCUGGCGACAUUGUUCGUCCUGAACAACGCUGGGAAGUCAAGAUUCCUGCUUUGAUUCCUGUAGAACAAACUAACAGCAAUGUUACUGAUUCCAAGUUCACUAUCAUUGAAGCUGGUAAGAUCAGCGCCAUUUCUAGCUGUAUUUCUGCUAUUGCUGCCUUUGAAUGUUUGAAGCACACAUUCCAACACAAGGUUACAGCUGAAAACCAAUGGCCUAGUUCUCAAAAUUGGUUCUUCAUUAGUGCAGACAACGGAAAUGCCUUCUUGUCAUCUGGUAUUACUGAUUCUGCUGAAGUCAAGUUUGUCAAGCUUGGUGAAAAGGAAGACCAUAAGCAAUACUUGUGGGCAUAUAUCAAUGGUUACCUCGUCAACUAUAAGCAUAUGUUGCGUCUUGUUUAUGACAAGAACUCUGAUAAGUUGAUGCUUUCUGGUAGCAAUGAUACUCUUGAUCAAAUCUUCUGUAUCUCUAGCAAGGGAACAUUAUAUGUAAAGAUUCAUACCGAAACCGUUUACUUUAGUGUUGCCUCCUCUAGUCGCACUGAGCGUUAUUACCAAUUGAUUACCUCUGAAACCGAGUCAUCUGAAAAUAUGCAUGCUCUGCAAUUGCAUAUUCCUGUCUUUUCCAACACAGAGAUUGAGAAGGAAUCUAAGGUUGCUCUCUCUACUGUCAUCUCUUGGGUCAUUGCUUCUCAAAAGUCUUCUACGACCACCACUACAACUACCACUACUGUUACUCAAAAGUACGGUUUGUUCCCUCGUGCCACAUGGUUCUUUAUCAAGGCCGAUACCAAGGGUGGUGAUAGUCUUGUACUUGCUGUAAAAGGAGGUUCUUCGGCAUCUGGAGCUUCAUUGGUCUUGAACAAGUUGAGCUUCAAGGACUACAGAAGUCAGCUUUGGACUUAUCGUUCUGGUCUUUUAAUCAACUAUGGUAGUAAGCUUGCAAUUGAUGUUGAAGGUGAAAUCAAUGAAUCAUCCAAGUUGAUCCAAGCCUCCGAAGCUGGUGUCAGUUCUCAAAAGUGGGCUCUUACUGUUGAAGGUCAAAUCCAUCUUGACAGUUAUGCUCAAUACACUUUGGGUUACACUGACGCCGAAUCCUUGACUGAAGGUCUUGAUGUAACUUUGGUUUCAAACAAGGAGCGCGCUAUUACUUGGAGAUUCUCUGUACCUAUUUUUGGCAAGGUUACUACUUCUGGUAACGAAACUACUACCACUACGACUGAAACUAGUACCUCUGUCUCCAAGGUCUCUUCUAUUGACCGUCUUACCACUUGUAUUGAACAAGGUGCUCUUAUUGAAAGUGUCGAAGAAGCAGACAUCGAGGUUGAAGAUAUCUCUGUCAAGAAGAACAAUGCAAUCAACAACAACUCUUCAGUUUCCACGGCUGCUGUUGAUAAGGAAAAGCAUCACACCUUCCAAGACAUUUUGACUAAUGUUGGUAUUGCUGCCACAUCCACUGUAGUUGCAGUCGGUGCUAUUGAAGGCGCUUCCAAGAUUGCAGAAAAGGUCUCUGAACAUCGUGAUAAAAAUACUGAAGAAAAGACUCAAAAGGAUCAAAACAAGGUGGCAUCUGCUGUUACUGAUGUUGACAAGGCUACUGAAAAGAUUGUUGUUCGUCGCUCACAACAAACUUCUGUUCAAAUCAUUGAAGAGUCUCGUAUGAUUACUCGUGCUUGGAAGAUUACCUUCAGCCAACGUAUUCGUCAUUGCAAGACCAAGGAAGAGCUCAUUGAUACGAUCGAGGAAUCUCGUGAAGAUCUCUUUAGACGUCUUGAUGAACACUUGCGUGUCCAUGCUUCAGUUGAACAUUUGGUUGUUGGAUCUGUUCCUGAUUGGCAUGUUUCCAUUCAUCAAAUCAAGGAGCUUUACCGUGCUCGUAUCUUUGAAAAAUUCUUGGGUCGCUUGCACUCUGGAGAGGUUACUGAUUUGGCAGGUCUUGACUUUGAAUCUACCUUGACUACCGCUUCUCAAGAAGUUGAAAAUCAUUAUCAACAUGCUAUUGAGAACGAAAAGAAGAGCUUCUCCACCACUACUACUGUCUCUCAAUCUACUGAGGAAACCUGUGUUCAAGAGAACAUCUUGGUUACUGUAGAUAGUAUUAAGGUUGCCGUCCGUUACUGGUUUAUUAGUUUGUAUGAAACCAUUGAUAAAGCUAAGCGCAACGGUUCUUCUGAAGAAGAAAUCAAGACCAUGGUUGAAAACUCUCGCAAGGAGCUUUCUACUGAGCUUUCCAAGAUCAAGUCUAUUACCACUGGCCACUUGGAAAAGACUGCUUCUACUAUCCUUUCAACCAAGAAGGCCUCUAUUACCAAAACUAUUGAGACUGCUAUUACUCAAGCUGAAAGUGUAGUCAGCUCUCAAAUUGAAACCGUCUUUUCUCAAAAGCAAUACCUUGUUGAUGAAGAGCAUUGGUUGGAUGUCACUCGUGUCAUUGAAGAGCGUCUUUCUACACAGCUCAAGGUCUAUCAAACCGCUAUUACUCAAGAUAUCACUGAUGUUCAAAAGACUGAAAUCAAGGACACUGAUAAAGCCGAAAUCUCUGUCAUCUUGGAUGAAAAGAUGGUUGGUGUUGCUCAACAAACUGUAACAAACAAGUUAGUUGAAACCCAAACUAAGCUAUCUAGCUGGUUCAUUGAGACUACCCAACAAAUCUCUUUGCUUAUUCAAGAUAGCAAGGAAUCUUCUGAAGAAACCAUCAAACAGGAUACCCUUGCUAUUGUCGAGGCUGCACAAAUCGAAAUUAACACUCGAAUUGAAGAAGCCAAGUUGGUCCUUCGUGCUUACUAUGCUCACUUGACUUAUCUUAGCUGGGCUGAGCGUCGUCGUCUUGAAUAUUCGUUGGAUAACAUCAAGGCUUCUCUUACUGCCAACAUCAACCAGUUUAAGAAGUCAAUCACCAGCGAACAGGUUUCCAAAGAGCAAAUCAUUCGCUACUCUAGCUACUCUUUCGGCGCUACUGCUUCUCGUAUUGUCUUGUCUGAUCUUCAAACCAUUGUUACAAAAGUCACCAAUGUUAAGAAGACUACAACUGUUGUUAAUAAGACUGAAGAGCUCGAAGGUGAAAAGCAAAAGAUUGCUAUCGCCGGUGACAAGUCUAGCACUAAGGUGACUGAAGUCAAGAACACGACUGAAAGUAAUGAAAUUGCACAACACAAGCAAGACGAAAUUGCUAAGAAGAAUCAAGUCAUUAAGACUGAAGAUGUCAAAAAGACUGAGAAGAUCAAGGCUGACCAAGAAACCAAGGUCCUUAAUACUGUUGAAACCGAGGUUGAGGAGACUAAGGUCACCAAGGUCGGUAGCAAGCCUUCAACUAGCACCACUGGUACUAGUACUGCUACUGUUGUUGAUAACCAACAAUCAACUUCAUCUUCUGGUAACAAGGUUUCUAGCGCUGUUCUUGGUGCUGCCGCCGCUGCAAUUGCAAGUGCUGCAAUUUUGCAUCAUCACGAUGCUAAGGAAAACAAGCAGCAGCAAGACACUACCAAAGCCAAGGCUGACAAGUCUGAAGAACAUGAGAUUCAAAAGACCGGAUCUGUCAAUGUUGUAAAGAAGGACUCUAUCAAGACUGCUGUUGAAAAGAAGUCUGAAACUUUGGUUGUUGUCUAUGAUCAAGUUCAAGUCAUUGUUCGUGAUUGGAUAACUGCCCUGAACAAGCGUGUCUAUGAAUGUGCACAGAAGAAGAGUAGUAAUGCUCAACAGGAGAUUGACAACAUUGUCUUUGAGUCUCAACAGAAACUUGUGGUUGAAAUUGAAAAGGCCAAGCGCAACACAACUUCUGUGAUUGGUACCUCUCAAACUAGUUUCCAUGAUACUUUGUCUUGGGUAAGAAGUACUGCUUGGAAACAAGCUUAUGAAGUCAAGCAAAUUGGUUAUGAAAUUGCUACUUCUACCGAGAACGAUACUACUCACUUUGAACAGAAGCUUGAGUCCUUGAAGGAGACUACCUUGCAAAAGAUUGAUAGUACCAUUGAGAAGACUAAGACCUCUGCAUCUGUUAUUCACAAGAUUGGUCACGAAUCUUCUGCUACUAUUGCUGCUGGUAAGAAGUUCGAAGGUGUUGACUAUAGUAAGUCAAGCCAUGGUGAAUCUAUUGAGAAGACAAAGGCAACUGUUGGUAUUCUUAUUGAAGACACUCGCUUGACAAUUCAACACAUGUUCCGCCAACUUACUACUGCUGUCAUUGAACGUCGUAAGCAAGGUGGUGACAAUAUUCAAGCUGAUAUCGAAGCUAUUGUCAAGAAGCACCGUGAAGAAAUCAGCACUUACAUCCAAAAGUCUAAAAGUGAAUUUGAAAAGAGAGUUACCACCUCUGAAUCUUCCAAGCUCGAAGUCGAAUUACAAAAAGAAACUAUAAAGAAGGUUCAUGCCACACUGGAACAAAUUCAAGAAAGCGUCUCAGUUCAAGUCACCAAGGUUGAACAGAUCACUACUUCUACUACUGUCACUACUGAAGUUGAAUGUGACGAGAAGUUGACUUCAAUUUCUCAUGAGACUUGCGAAAAGUUGGAUGCUACUUUGGCUGUUUCCGAAACCAUCAUUGGCCAUCAUAUUGAGGUUACUGCUGAAUCUACUUCUGCUCAUCAGUCUGUAACUACUGAAGAAACUUCCAAUGUUUCUUUGGGUGUGCAAUAUGGUCUUGUAGUGGUUGCUGAAACUACCAAAAAUGUUUCUAGUCAAAUUUCUGCCCUUGUUGAACGUGUCCAUCAACGUUUGACUGUUGGUUCUGAAUCUAUUGAACAAGAUGUCAAUGGUCUUAUCGCUGUUUCUGAAAAAGAACUCGACCUCAUUUUUGAGCAAGCCAAGGAAAAGAUUACUUAUGAACUGUCCAUGGUCUCUGCUAAUGAAAAGGCCGAAGAAGAGCGCUUCAUUGCUUCUCUCGAGGCUAUUCGUAAGUCAGCCAAGACUCGUAUUACUCAAAUCAAGACUGUGGCUACUGUUCAUAAGGAGGAAUCCAAGACUGUUUCUGAGAAGCUUCUUCAAAUUGCUGAAGAAUCUCGUCAUGAAAUCAAGUCUCACUAUGAAUCUAUCCAUCAUAGUGUCACUUCCAAAACUCAAAAGGUUGCUGAAUCUGUCCAAGGUGCCAUUACACACGGAUCUUCUCAAGUAUCUCAUGCUGUGGAAGAUAUCAAGAAGAUUGAGCAACAAAAGAAGGAAGAAGAACAUCAAUCUAAGGUUGAUCUUGCCAAGAAGAUUCUUGCUGGAUCAGCUAGUGUUGCUGUAGGAACUGCUAUUGCUGUCGAGAUUGGCAAGAAGCUUUCUGAACACAAGAAGAAGACUGAAGAGCUUGAACAUCAAGAGAAGCAAACUACUAUUGUGGUUGAAGAAGUCAAGGUUCAAUUCAACAAAUGGCUCUCUACUCUCACUGAAACUGUAAUUACUCAAAGUAAGCAGUCUGUUUCUACCGAAGAGAUUUCUGCUACAAUUGAGAAAUCCAAGACUGAAUUCCUUGAGAUUGUCAAGAAGGCUAAGUCAAGUGAGGUGAUUACUGAGAAGCACCAACAUGACAUCUUAUCUUGGAUUGAAACGACUGUUGUUGCUCAGUCUAGUCGUAUUCAAGAAAUCGUUGCUUCUUCAUCCACUUCAUCUGCUAUUGAUAUUAACUCUAGACUUGAAGUGAUCAAGCUUUCUACUACUCAAGAAGUUGAAGCUGCUUUAGAAAAGUGCAAGAAUAUCAAGUCUUCUGCUACUGGUUUUGUAGGUGCUUCUAUUGAGAAGCUUCAACAAAAGGAAGCUGCAUUGUUGGAUAUCCAAAGCGAGCUUGUUAUUGUUAUUCAAGAUGCUAAGUCUUCUUUGACUACUUUCUUCCAAAAGUUCACCAAAUCUGUUAUUUCUCGACUUGAACAAGGUGGUGAAAAUGUUGAAAAAGAUCUUGCUAUUUUGAUUGCCAACACCCGUAAGGAGGUUGCCACUUUGGUUGAGAAUGUCAAGACUACAGCUACCAAGCGCUUGUCGGCAUUGGAGACCAAGUCUUCUACCAUGGUAGUUUCUACUGCUGCUCUUUCAGGUAUUGCUACUGCUGAAAUAAUCAAUGUUAUCAAGUCUAGUGAGGAAUUGAUUAUGCAAAGAAUCAACCGUGUUCACUCCAGCGUUUGGUACAUUGAGAAGAACCAAGACACCAAGAAGAUUGUCGAAACCAUUACUUCAAUUGAAGCUGAGACCACUACUGAACUUACUCAAAGGGUCGAAAGUUCCAAGCACAACUUUGUCUGUUCUAUUCAUGAUCAUCACACUUCUGGUCACAUCACCCACGAAGCUUCUAAACAUAAUGAAGUUUCUGAACAGGAACAAGUUGCCUUGAAGGCUUCUUUGUCCAUUCAAGAAGUCAAAAUCACUAUUCGUGAAUGGUUGCGUACUCUUGCCGAGAAGGUUUCUGUCUGUUCUCAAAAUGGUGGCUCUUCCGAAGAAAUUGAUCUCAUCGUCAAGAAAGAGACCGAUGUUAUCUUUAAAUACCUUGAUCAAUCUGUGACCAAGAUUUCUGAAGCUGUCAAGGCUGAAGAGAGUAUCAAGAACCUUCAUUCUACUGUUGAACAAGUCAAGACUACUAUUACUAAGGUGUCCACUGAAAUUAAGGUUAUCGGUAUUGAAGCUUCUUCAAGCACUUAUGGCUAUGGUGGUUUUGACAAGAUGACAUCCAUCAUCACCGAACAUGAACACAAAAUUAGUGAAGCACUUGUUGUUUAUGAAACCAAGGUCUCUUCCAAGGUUACUGAGCAAAAGAAGCAGCAAUCUUCUACUGUUGCCAAAAAGGAUCAAACUAAGGUUGAUAAGAAGAACAUUUACACAGUUGUUACAACUGAAUACAUCUUGUCCAUUGUUCACACUUGGUUCGAAGAGUUGAUGGUUGAUGUCUCUGAAUGUGCCAAGCAUGAACACAAUGUUACUGUUGUUACUAAGGAAAUCAAUACCAUUAUUACUGAAGCCAAGGAAUACAUUGGUGCUGAACUUGAUUUGGUUAUCAAAAAGAUCCGAGGCGCCAAGGCUGAUUCUUCUGCUCAACAAGAAUUGAUCAAUGUCAUCGAAUGGACUCGUGGUAUGGCCAUUCAAAGCUCUGCCCAAAUUCAAGCCAUUGGUGUCAAUUGUGCUGUUGCCUUCAGUGCUACUGGUGGUAUUGAACAGAUGAAGCCUCUUAUCAGCGCUACUGAAAGUCAAAUCAAUGCAGCUGUUAGCCGUUGCAAUAAGACUAUCAAGAUUGAUGUUGAACGCAACUCUGCUCAUUAUGAAAAGAAGAAGGCUAAAUCUGAAUGCAGAAAGCAAGAAGUCAAGAAGAAGGCUGAAUGUAUCGCCGAAAAGAAAAAGAAGGAGUCUAAGCUUAUUAAGAAGGCCAAGGAAUCCAAGUCUGACGAUGAUUCUUCUGAUAGUGAAUCAGAUAGUGAAUCCAGUAAGAAGGUUAAGAAGGCUACCAAGACAAAGAAGACUGAAAAGAAGUCUACCAAGUCAAGCGAUACUGAAAGCAGUGAUGACUCUAGCUCUGAAAGCGAAGCCAAGAAGCAAAAGAAAUCCACCAGUAUCGACAAGAAGAAGAUUGUUACUGGUAUCGUUGCUGGUGAAAUCAUCAAGCAUGCCGUUGAAGAUUCAUCAUCUUCCAGUUCUGACUCUGAGACUGAUUCUGACAUUGAUAACAAGAAGACAGCGAUCAUCGACAAGAAGAAGUUAAAGACCGGUCAAUCUACUUUGGAUGUCACUAUUAUCGUUCGUGAGUGGUACGAAAAGCUUAUCGUCGAUGUCUCUUCUCGCGCCAAGAAAGGAGGUUCUAAUGCAUCUGCGGAUAUUGAAGUCAUUGUUCAAAAGGCUGUCUCUAGUAUCACCGAAACUCUUCGUAUCAUUAGCGUUAAUGCUCACAAGUCUGUAGUUGACACAACUACUGUCACACAAUACCAAGCUUCUAUCGAGUGGGUCAAAAACUUGGUCAUCCAAAGUAGUUAUCAAGUCAAGGCUAUUGGUAUCAAUUGUGCUGCCGCUUCUUCCAAGACAGGUGGGAUUGAACAAAUGCGUCCCAUUGCUACUUCUAUUCAAGAGCAAGUCAGUGUAGAAAUUCGUCGUUACAAGUUGGUUGCUGAAAAGACAGAAACUGUUGAAAACAAGACUAACAAGGUGACUGAAGUUGAACACAAGCAAAACCAAGAAAAGCUGAGUGCUGGCCGUAUUUCUGCCUGCACCCGCAAGGAAUACUGCGAAAAGCUUGAGAAGCAUGUUUCUGAAGUAGUUACUGAAUCCAAGACUGUAAUUACCACUUGGUUUGCUGAACUUAUUCGCGAAAUCUCCAUCCGCGUUCAUCAAGGUGGUGAUACUGUAGAAGAAGAUGUCAAGGCACUUGUUGAAAAGUCAAAGCUCGAACUCGAGAAUAACAUCAAGCGUACUCAAAGCAAAUUUGCCUCUUCUAUUGAAUCAUCUGAAAAGGACAAGACUUUCCUCUUGAUCAAGUCUCACUUCUAUGGAAGUCUUGAAUCUGUCCAAACUGUCAUUAACACCAAGAUUGUUGAAAUUCAAGAAGUCGCUAGCAAGCGUUACUCCGAAACCGAGUUUAACCAGAGACUCUCUAAUUUGUUGGAAAGUUCCAAGGCUGCAAUCUCUGAGUCUUUGGAAACUGGUUACAAGAACUCUGUCAUCAUCAUUAAACAAGAUACUACUCAGACUGAGUCCACUGUUAAGGUCAUUGAUACCGUUGAUGAAGUCAAGACUGUUAUUACUCAAUGGCACACCAAGCUUAAUGAAGAAAUCUACUCCAUCAGUAUUGAUGCCAGCAUUGAAAACAAGGAGGAGAGAAUUAACUCUUUGAUCGAGCAAGCUACUGCUGAAGUUGAGCGUGUUACUAAGGAAGCCAAAUCUAAGGUCACUGAAAACUGCAAUUCUGUCAAGAAAAUCAGCAAGACUAAAGAACAAGAGCUUUUGUCUGCCAUUGACUAUGUUCACAAGACCUUUACUACCGAUGUCAAGAAGAUUCAACAAGUUAGCAUUGAAGCUAUUCACAAGUCUGAUACCAACAUCAAGGAGUCUAUCUCUUCCGCUGUUCAUUCUUCAAAAGAAAAGAUUGAUUCUGCUCUUACAAAGACAACUGCUGCUGUUGUAGGUGCUGCUACUGCUGCCAUGGCUAUUCAUGCUGCUAAGAAGGACAAGAAGGAAGAAAAGAAGAAGACUGAGUCCAAGUACAACGAGUUGUCUGUUGAUGUGGAUGAAAAUGUUACUGUGAUCUCUCAAUGGUUUGAACUUUUCACGAAGAAGGUUGCUAGCUCUGUUCACAACAAGGAUGCUGAUAUAGUCCAAACCAUCAACAGUAUCACUGAACAUGCUGAACAAGAAAUUUCUGAAAUCAUUUCUGUUGCUCGUAACGACUUUAUCAAGCGUUUGUCAUACCAAAACUUGGAUCAAGAGUCUUACACCUAUGCUUGUAAUCACUAUGAAGAAAGCCUUCAGUCUGUUCGCGUUACUAUCAUUUCUGAAAUUACUGAAGUGAAGAAGGUUGCUAUUCAUUCCCACUCGACUGGUAACAUUCAAGAAUUGGAAACUCACUUGGCCAAAUUGUCGCAAACAUCUAGUGAAAGAAUCAAAGUAGCUAUGGGAUCUUCUGUUGUUGUCAAGCAAAAGGUUCAAGAUACUGUCGAUACCUCCAAGAAGUCUGAUGGCGCCUUGCAAAUUGAAUUCAAGGAUGAUGAUAUUGUUGUUGGCGAGGAGGAAGUCGAUUAUGAUCGCAAGCAAACUGUUGUUAGUAGCCACAAAGAAGAAAAAAAUGAAAAGGAUAAGACAGAAAAGGUCAAGGAGAAGAAGAAGGACUCCAACAUUGACAAGAUCUUGUCAGGCACUUUGGCUAUUGGCGCUGCAGCAGGUGCUGCCGUCAUGAUCCAUAAAAAGAAUGAGAAGGAAGAAGCUGAAAAGCAACAACAAAAGAAGAAGCAAGACAUUCUCAGCACUUACCAACACCUUAAGUACGACUCUGGUGUCACUACUAUUGAAAGUGUAAACAUCUUGAUUUCUGCCUGGUUCACUUCUCUCAUUCAAAAGGUCUCCACUGCUUCAAAGUCUGGUGCUUCUUCUCAAAAGAUCACUACCAUUGUUGAGGAAUCUCGUACUGAGCUCAUACAAAUUGUUGAGCAUGCCAAGGCCUAUGGCUCUAAGUACUGUGCUUCUGCCAGUGACGAACAACAAUACAUUAGCAAGAUUGAAUGGGCUUCUUCUGUUGCACACAAUCAAGCUGCUCAAAUCCAACAAAUUGGUAUCAAUGCUUCUGCUAGCAAAGCUGAUUUGACCAAGCAAAUGGAAGCUUUGGCUACCGCUUCUUAUCAUCAAAUCGAAGUAACUCUCGAGCAAUUGAAGACCACUAUCAAGUUCCAUCAAAAGGUUAAUAAGAUCAACAAUAGCAAGACUGAUAUUAGCAAGGUUGACUCUACUGCUUCUGUGGUUGAAAAGCCUGUCUGUGGAAAGAUGGAAACCACUGUUGAUAAAACCAAGGUUGCUUACUCUGUCAUCCAAGAGACUCGUGUAACUACUAUUGCCAUCUUUGUAUCUUUAUCUGAACGUAUCGUCAACCGUAUCAGACAAGGUGGAUCUAAUGUUCAAGAAGAUGUCCACAAGAUGAUUGAAUCCAGUGAGCAAGAGGUUGCAAAGAUCUUCAAUGAGGCCAAGACUACUUCUUCCAAGGUCGACAAGAAGACUCGUCUCGAAAUCGAAGAAGCUCUCUCUUCUGUGCAAAAGACUGUUCAAGAACAAAUCGUUGAAAUCAAGACCGUUUCCGUUGAGGCUGUAUCUACUACUUCUACUGACACCAAGGUAGCUGUUGAAAAGAUUUUGGAAGUUAGCAAGAACUCCAAGACCAAGAUUGAAACCACGUUUAACUCCGUCUCUGAAGCAAUCACUGCUAGUCUUGUUGUUGUAAGCAAGACCGCUCAAGAAGCCACCGAAGUUGUGCAAAGCUGGUUCGUUGGUCUCAAAAACAAGAUUGAAAACCUUCUCGAAGCCAGCGAUUGUUCUGAAGAAGAAAAACAAGUCAAGAUCAACACUGUUGUAGCUGAGGCCGAAGUUGAAAUGAAGACCAAGAUUGAGAAGCUUCAACAAACUUCCACUACCGCUCAAAAGACUUCCACUUCUACUACCGAAGUCACUACUGAUCAUCAUCUUGAUAUUUUCUUGAACAACAUCAAGUACAGUGCUCAAAAGCAAUUGAAUGCAGUCAAGACUGCUGUUCAAGACACCAACAAAACUGACAAGUCCAAGAUUAUCUCUACUCUUGAUAUCACUGAGACUCAAUUGAAGCAAGAAAUUGGUACUCAUUACGAAGCUGUUGAGAAGAUCACCAAGGUUGAUCAUAUCACUGGUACUGAACAAAAGGUUGCUUUGGAACUUGAAAAGAAGAAGGACCGCCAUGACUCUUACAAGAACACUAUUGAAAAAGCUGCUGUUGGAGCCGCUGCUGUAGCUGCUGCUGCUGCCAUGGCUAUCGAUUAUCACCACAAGAACCAACAAUCUCAAAUUACUGCUGUUCAGGUUGUCAAGGAACAAAGUAUCAAGGAUGUUCAGGUCAAGGUUGAUCGUUGGUUUGCUCAAUUGACUGAUCGUGUUACUGCUGUCACCAAAAAGGGUGGAAGCGAUGUUGCUGUCCAAGUCAACCAAAUUGUCAAGGAAGCUCAGUCUGAACUCGAAGUGACCAUUAACGAAUUCAAGUCUCAACAUACUUCUACUGAAUCUUACAGCAGUACUACUGAAUCCAAGCGCACUUUCACUCAAACACUUGAAUGGAUCAAGACUACUGCUUACUCUCAGACCACUCAAAUCACUGAGAUUGUUAGCCACAGCUCUUCUAGCUCUGUAGACCUGACCACUCAGAUUCAAAACUAUGUUUCUGUCAUUAAGCAACAAAUCAACAGUGCCCUUGAAGUUCAUUAUGAGCAUGCUACUGGUGGUACUAUUGUUGACAAGAAGACUGAAAUUGUUGAUUCCAAGCAAGAACAGGCUACUACUGGUGUCAAGGUGACCGAAAAUGUUGUUCAAGUUGUUACUGAAACACGCGAGCAAACUCAAAAGCGUUUCCAUCUCGAGACUACUGUGAUUGUUCAAGAAAGCAAAACCAAGAUUACCAACUGGCUUGUUCUUCUUCUGUCUAACAUCACUACUAUCAUUCACAGCAACUCUGAAACUACUCGUAAGGAUAUUUUUACCAAACUUGAUACAGCUGAAAGAGAAGUUGAAGUCUUCAUCAAGGAAAUGAAGGACAAGUUCCUCACUACCAGCAAGACCAGUGCCGCCAGUAAUGUCGAAUCCAGUACUCAAACUUUAAUCGUUAACUCUGUUAAGCAAACACUUGAUUGUAUUGAUAGCAUUCAUACUACUUUGAUCCUUCAACUUUCUGUCAUUCGCGAAGUCAUUAAUCGCAUUGAAGUCGAAGAUAUUGAUACCAUUACUGAACGCCUUGAAGCUGUCAUCAACCGUACUCAAACUCGUGUCAACCACACACUUGAAACUGGUGUCGAGUUGGCCAUUUCUUCUGCUUUUGAAGGCAAGGUCGUCACUUGGACUGAAACCGUAACUGUUCCUGCAUCUUUCAAGAAUGUUCGUGCUGUUGCUUAUGACUUGGUUGGAACCGUAGUUGAUUACCACAAGAAUUUGCAACAAGUCUGGAAGAAGAUUGUUACUCCCAAGCAUGAUGUUGUUCUCUCUACUCUUGAGUUCAAUGCUUUUGUUUCUGACUGGUAUGGUGCUUACACAGAAAUCAAGCGCGCCAACUUUGCCAACAAGCGUUUCGUCGCUGACCAUGUUUCCCUUCAUGAAGCACUUGUUCAUAUCUUGCAACGCUAUUAUGUCAAGGACUCUCUUACUGAAUCUGAAAUUGAAGAAUUAUGUCAAGCUUGGAGAAGUGUUGGUGUUCAUGACGAUGCUGCCAUUGGUAUCCGUCGCCUCAAGAACCAAUCUUUAGCCAAAUAUGCCACUGUUGCCAUCUCGGAUACUUUCUCCACUCAAACCAUGAUUAACUUAGCUCAAAACAACUGUCUUUGCUGGCACGCUCAGUUUUCUGCUGAAAUGUUUGCUCACACUGCCAGUGAAUCUGCUUCUGAAUCCGUUGUUAAGGGAACUAUUCAACUGCUUGGUCUUGAACGCGCUGAAGAGUUAGCUGUUGUCAGUGCUAAUGCUCAAUUAGUUGCUGCUGCCAAACAACAAGGUUGUUAUGCUGUAUUGGUUGAACGUGAAGAACAUACUCAUGCUGAACACAAGCAAUCUGUCCAAUGCGAUAUCAAGGUAGAUGGUCUUGACGUUUUUGGUGAAAGUGUUCAAUCCUUCCUGGAACAUGAAUCCAUGACCAAAGUCUGGAAUGAAAAAGAAGCUCCUGCUGCCCCUCGUGUUUGGGUUCAAAAAGUCAAAGGUUUUUUCAAGCAGUAAAUUAGUUUAGUGAAUUAAAUAUAUUUUUAUCCAAUAAAUCAAGU